This is a messenger RNA of Ictalurus punctatus (channel catfish), 5328 nucleotides long. RefSeq names its product protein kinase C, zeta (gene prkcz). Bases 191 to 1972 code for a protein of 593 amino acids. NCBI's taxonomy places the organism in Eukaryota, Metazoa, Chordata, Actinopteri, Siluriformes, Ictaluridae. Gene Ontology annotation, biological process: protein phosphorylation. Gene Ontology annotation, molecular function: protein serine/threonine kinase activity; protein binding; ATP binding. The transcript is spliced from 18 exons. The record is from RefSeq and is a predicted model, not a curated record.
UGUAACCAUAGCAAAGCCUCACACGCUCUGAAUCACUGUGAGCAGGACAGAAGCUGAAGUAUGGAGCGGUUUCCUCUCCGGACCUGAGAGCGGAUUAAACACCGCGGAAAGCCCCGGCUCGGUGUUUAACCCGGACACACAGGUGAUUGUGUGUACAGUGUGUGUUUAGAGGUGUUAAUGUGCAGUGAUCAUGCCGGUGAGGAGCGGGACGAUGAUGGACUCGGUGAAAAUAAAAGCGCAUUUCGGCGGAGACAUGUUGAUCUCGUACCUGGACUCGGGCAUGUCCUUCUCAGAGCUGUGUGAGGAGGUGAGGGAGAUGUGCAGUGUCCAGAAGAACUUACCCAUCACACUCAAGUGGAUUGACGAUGAAGGUGACCCGUGUACCAUCUCGUCUCAGAUGGAGCUAGACGAGGCGUUUCGGAUCUACAGCAGGAUUAGACCGUCUGGACUCCUCCUGCACGUGUUUCCCAGUAUUCCGGAGAAGCCGGGCAUGCCGUGUCCUGGAGAGGACAAAUCGAUUUACCGCCGUGGAGCUCGACGAUGGAGGAAACUGUACCGAGUCAACGGCCAUCUGUUCCAGGCCAAGCGCUUUAACAGGAAAGCUUACUGUGGACAUUGCAGUGAAAGGAUAUGGGGUCUGGGGAGUCAAGGCUACAAGUGUAUAAACUGCCGCCUGCUGGUUCAUAAACGCUGUUAUAAACUCGUCCCUCUGACCUGUCAUAGGCAUAUGGAUCCAGUCAUGCCAUCCCAGGAGCCGCUGGUUGAUGAGGGAGGUGGAGAAGAGGAAGUGGAGCUUCCCCCAGAGGACACAGAGGACACGGAGGACACAGACAGAAUAGCGUUCCUGCCCCACAGCCGGACAGUGGAGAAAGCUGAAGAUGACCCUGAGAGUGUGGUGGAUGGGAUGGAGAAGCUGCAGCUAUCAGAGACGCUGACUCUGUCUGAUUUUGAUCUGAUGCGUGUGAUUGGACGAGGGAGCUAUGCCAAAGUGCUGCUGGUGCGUCUGAAGAAGAACGAACAUGUUUACGCCAUGAAGGUGGUGAAGAAGGAGCUGGUGCAUGAUGAUGAGGAUAUUGACUGGGUACAGACGGAGAAGCAUGUUUUUGAACAGGCCUCCACUAACCCUUUCCUCGUGGGUUUACACUCCUGCUUUCAAACUGAGAGCCGGUUGUUCUUGGUGAUCGAGUAUGUGAAUGGAGGAGACCUGAUGUUCCAUAUGCAACGACAACGGAAACUUCCAGAGGAACAUGCCAGGUUCUAUGCUGCUGAAAUCUGUAUCGCUCUGAACUUCCUGCAUGAGAAGGGCAUCAUUUACCGAGACCUGAAACUGGACAACGUUCUUCUGGACCAGGACGGUCACAUCAAACUCACAGACUACGGCAUGUGCAAGGAGGGGAUCAGACCCGGGGACACAACCAGCACUUUUUGUGGGACGCCGAACUACAUUGCACCUGAAAUCCUGCGAGGAGAAGAUUACGGGUUCAGUGUGGACUGGUGGGCUCUUGGGGUGUUGAUGUUUGAGAUGAUGGCUGGUAGAUCUCCGUUCGACAUUAUGACUGACAAUCCAGAUAUGAACACAGAAGAGUAUCUUUUCCAGGUGAUUUUGGAGAAGCCGAUCCGUAUUCCUCGCUCGUUGUCAGUUAAAGCAGCGAGUGUGUUAAAAGGCUUUCUGAACAAGGACCCAAAGGAGCGACUGGGGUGCCAGGUUCAGACGGGAUUCACAGAUAUUAAAUCUCACACAUUCUUCAGGAGCAUCGACUGGGACCAGUUGGAGCAGAAGCAGGUAGCACCUCCGUUUAAGCCUCAGAUCACUGAUGAUUACGGAUUAGAGAACUUCGACACACAGUUUACCAACGAACCUGUACAGCUCACACCGGACGAUGAGGACGUGAUAAAGAGAAUAGACCAGUCGGAGUUCGAGGGCUUCGAGUACAUCAACCCCCUGCUGCUCUCCUCUGAGGAAACAGUAUGAGGGAGGAACACGACAGAACGGUUCUGUCGGCUCGCCCGCGGCUCUGAGCCAGCUACAGAGGGUUUUUUUACUUCUGACUGUGUGACUUCAGCCAGCGAGAGAGAACAAACUCCCUACAACACUUCUUCUACAACUCCUCAUCUCUCAGACUCAUCUUCUCAUCUCACGCUCACUCAGACUCCUAUAAAGUUCUUCUGGAGGCAAAAACACAACAAACGAAAGCAGAACUGGAGAAGUUUUACAUUUAGCAAAACUGAGGUCCCUCAAAAAUCAUCCAACUUGUCUUCCUCCUUCCCAUCAUCCUCUCUGAUUUUGUUGGUUUUUGUGCCUGCACUUGUGACAGACUUCGUUACCCAGAAUCCCCUGCUACAGCUCAUGGUUCUAUUUCAGAACUUGAUUUAACGUGCACUUCUCCUUCUUCUUCUUCCUCUUCUUGUAUUUGUUGUUUUUAACGGAAUCUCAGAUGUAGGCAUGUGCCGAUGUUCAGGUUUAUACGAUUCAUAAACGUCAGCGUAAAGACGAGGCGUCUCUUACAGGUCCGUCUGAAUCCCAUAAUCCACUUCACCAGACGAGAGAAUGUGUGGAAAUCACGGAUAAUCUGAUCAUGAUGUGGUCGUUUAUCUGAAACAGGAUGUGAUGAAAUGCUCCUGAUAUAGAGCUGUAAUAUCGGCACAUGCUCACUCCGAACACGAAUGUUAAAUUAAACACCAUAUUUAAUUAAAAAGAAAAGUUUAAUUGUAAUUUACAGCUGAUGUACUUACAUAACUUACACCUUUAAAAAAAAAUCAGAACCAUGAUUUCUUUAAAUUUUCUCACAAAUCAGCAGACAAACCAUUAAAAACGAAACAAAAAGUGCCUGAAAGAUCAAAUAUCCACAUCAGUCCUCAGUAAACUCUAUAAACUCUACAUUAAUUCUGAGUUUAUAGACACGGGGAAGUGUACAGAUCACACACAGGACACUGGCUGUGUCUCAAACAUCAUUUAAUACUGAAAUUACACACAUCCCUAUUCAGAACUCCGACGUAAGUGCUGUUGGGGCGGAGUUUUCUAAAAUGGAGGCGUGUCUCAGCUACGCUCGAUUCCGAUAUUGAACUUAAGCGAAUUAGAUUUGAAUAAAAUGAACAUGGAGAUUAGAUGGCCCCGCCCCUUCUCCUAUAGUGUAUGGUUUGAGAGACAGCUCUUUGUUCGGUGUAUCAGAGAUGUCGCAUAAUCAGUCCUACAUCACAAUAUCCCACACACACGUGCAUCAAAUGCAGAUAUAUAUCAACUAUAUCUUCACUCCUGCUUCGUUCCAGCUCAGGUUCUUGAAUCGGGACAAAUCUAAAGGCUUGAAUGCGAUGCUUGAAUAUGCUAGUCACAGCUAGCAUAAAACAUAUCGACAUUUUUUAAUAUGGAGGUGAUAAAAGGUUCUGAAAUGAUUACAGAAUCUAACAGCACAUUAACGGAACGGGUCGUGGAUCCGUCCUUCACUUCCUUCACAGUCGAUCAGCUGAGAUGUGUUCGGUUUGUGUGGCUAUGAGGCUAAUGCUGAUGCUGAUGUAGCUAACAAGUAACGAAAGUCCAAAAUGUCCCGUCCCUCGUCGUGUAGCUGAACACAGGAACCUGAUUUAUUCAGGACGCUGUUUUAAACAACUGGAAUCUCUUUUUACCUUUAGCGCCAUGAGAUAUAGCCACGCCCCCUGUAGGUCCGGCACACACGGCUAGUUAUAGUAAUAAUAAUACUAAUAAAGAUUAUAAUUCUCACACCCCCAUAGUAAUUAACACACACACACACGGUCCAGCUCAAUCCCGGGAAAUUCUCUGCUUUGUUUCAUGACUAAUGAAAACGAGGAAGAAACGUUUGCAUAAAUUAAUCUUUAGUUUAUUUCAGACAAUCACAGACGACUGCGAUGAAAACAUCUGAUGAGAACAGAGAGCACUCGCGUUAGCCGAGCUCAUCGAUUACAUCUGCCCUGUGAUGAAUGCUAGCAGUGCUAAUAGGAUUAGUUAGCGCUGUGUGUGUGUGUGUGUGUGUGCGUGUGUGAAAGAGAGAGAGGUGAGAGAGAUUAGCGCUGUAUAAAGGGGCGCAUGGGAGAUGAUGAUAAAGAAGCAUAUCGCUAACGAAGCACAGAUUCCAGGACGACGUUCUAUUCGAGUAAAACACACACGAUACAAAUAAAUAAAUAAAAAUAAAUAUUUAAGUUCAGUUGGUCGCGUGUGAUCUUAUUGAUGAUUACAACUUGCCGAGAUAGAGUCAUUAUCCUGGUUACACUUAGCUAGCUAGUAUAACUCUUCACUAAAAGCUUCCCUAAGCUAACGGCUAGCUAACGUAUCGAGUGAACUGUAUGAUACCUUAAAGUCAUUUUAUUUUUCAUGACACGUGAUGAGUCACCACAGUGAUUACCCGGGCUAGUUUCGCUAGCAAUUUAUGCCAAUCAGUUUGUCUGUGCUACAAGUGUGAACUGUUUUUUGUUGCUAAGCUGAGAUGCUAAUUCAUAACAUUAAAUGAUCAAUUUUAAAUGAUCAAUUUAACGCUAGCUAGCAUGUUUGCACUAGAGCUAGUUUCUCACAUCGUCACUGUUUAGUUGCUAGUUAGCAGAACUUAGCAGAACUAGCCUAACUGCGGUGAUGCAUAUUUUAUGUUGUGAAAAAUAAAAUAGUCUUUAAAGUUUAUCGUGAUUUCAUGAAUAAUUUUAGAUCAGUUUUAGGUCAGUGACUGGCGAAUAACGAGUUUGAGUCCUUAAAUAACUCUGUACAAGUUUCUGAAUAUUUUUAUUUUUACUGCAUUUUAAGAAACAAAAACUAUUUUUAAAAGGACAGCACAUUUUCAUAAAGGACCAAAUAUGGAAUGUCUUUUAGCCACCAAUGCUACUAAAAACUCACUCAUUUCUGUUGUUUGUCUGCUGAACGAGGCUCUGUAAAUAUCUGUAUUUAUUCUAUAAAACCGUAAGAAUAAAAAUGUUUUAGCUGCAGAGAUGAAAAAAAAAACAUCCAUUACCUUCAGAUGGAUAAUCAGCUGUUCGAUCGUCACGAUAUAAUCUGAUCAGUUUGAUACAAGACUAUCGUGAUGUUGGAUUUUAAUCUCAGCACAAAACCUGCAGAAAAUCAAUUUCACUUCUCAUAAAACCUCCUGAAAAAAUACUGAAAAACCCCUCGAGCUUUUUUCUUUUCUUUUCUUUUUGUUGAUCUCGCACGUCUUCUUCAGCACCAGGGGAAACUUUUAUAUCCGGUGUUUGUUUUAUAAAUUAUUCUAAAUGAAAGAUAUAAUGGAGUGUAAAAGAGCAGAGACGUGACCAUGUUUUUGGUCUUUAUGAAGAUAAAAAGUGAAGAAAUGAAAUGAAAAGACUGUAAAUGAGUAAAUGUUCGCUGUAAAAGCC